AUGACGAGCGCAUCGGAACUCUUCUCCACUCGAAGAUCGCGUCCGGUUAGACCCGAGCCGGUUUUAGAAUCCGACUCUUCUCUUAAUCGAUACCAUCAUCGCCGUCACCACGGAAUCCAUCAUCAUAAUCACCGCCAUGACUCCGACGGUUUUGAACCUCUCCGCCGAGCCCCGCCUCGUCUCCGUCGCUUCUGUCACUACCUUGGUCUCCCGGAACGAAGACCGGUUCGUGAUGUUCAAGGCACUGCACAGAAUUUGAAUACGAGCAGUGCUGAUUCGGAAACUGAAAGCAACAGCUUUGGUAACCUAAAUGGAUCCGACAGGCUUCCUGGUUCUGUUCUGCUCGCAAGGGAAAGACUUUUCGAAAGAUUGAGAGGUGUUUCUUUGUCUAGUAACAGUCGAAGCAACAGAGUUUCAUUGGGAGAUGAUCAAAGGGAGUCCUCAUUUUAUGCCGGAGAUGGAGUUUCGUUCUACGGAGAUCCAUAUUUUCAACUAGAAGGGCUUCAUCUGUCCAAUGAAUGCAACAAGAAACCACAAGGUCUCACAGAAGGUGCCAUUAACGGUUUAAAUCAGGAAACUUUUAGCGCGGCCGAUGUUAAAACCGAGAUGAGAGAUUGUAGCAUAUGUUUAGAGAGUUUCACUAUUGGCGACAUACUCAUAUCCUUACCAUGUGCACAUAGCUUCCACUCUUCCUGCUUAAACCCUUGGCUUAAAGCUUGUGGAGAUUGCCCUUAUUGCCGUAGAGCCAUAGCCAAGGAAUAA
Messenger RNA from Microthlaspi erraticum, 762 nucleotides. Lineage: Eukaryota; Viridiplantae; Streptophyta; Magnoliopsida; Brassicales; Brassicaceae. The record is from the annotation of a GenBank genome assembly.